Alnus glutinosa is the source of this 781-nucleotide messenger RNA. Its product is annotated as NADH dehydrogenase [ubiquinone] iron-sulfur protein 4, mitochondrial-like. Gene Ontology annotation, biological process: electron transport chain. The record is from RefSeq and is a predicted model, not a curated record. Bases 90 to 548 code for a protein of 152 amino acids. NCBI's taxonomy places the organism in Eukaryota, Viridiplantae, Streptophyta, Magnoliopsida, Fagales, Betulaceae. The transcript has 5 exons.
CAGAGUCCUCUGGAACUGGAAAAAGGAGAGCAGCAUUGUCCACAAAGGCGGUGUGCUCUCGGUCAGGGACGAACCUUGGUUAGGCAGAAAUGGCGCGCUCUCUGCAACGGGGCCUCAACCUUGUUCGAUCGGCUUUCAUGUCCACAAGGAGAUCGUUCUCUUCGGACGCUUUGGUGGAGGUCAAGCCCGGUGAGGUCGGCAUGAUUUCUGGAAUCCCUGAAGAACACCUUCGAAGAAGGGUCAUAAUUUACUCACCAGCUCGAACUGCAACGCAACAAGGCUCUGGGAAAGUUGGGAGAUGGAAAAUUAAUUUUCUGUCUACUCAGAAGUGGGAAAAUCCGUUGAUGGGUUGGACAUCAACAGGGGAUCCAUAUGCCAAUGUUGGUGAGGCAGGACUCAGUUUUGAUAGUGAAGAUGCUGCCAAAGCAUUUGCUGAGAAACAUGGUUGGGAAUACGAGGUCAAGAAGCGUCACACGCCUCUUCUAAAGGCCAAAUCAUACGCAAACAACUUCAAAUGGAAGGGGCUGCCAAAGAGCGAGGAUGAUUAAUUUGGAAUCUUCCAAUUAAGAUCCUGUUUUUGGUGCUUAUGAGCAUGUAAGCUCAUUUGAAAAGCUUUUUAUUCUCGGUGUCACCUCUUUGUUAGUUUUGUGUAUAGCUUUUCUGCAAAUAAGUGUAAUGAACAACUUCUUUUGAGAUAGUUCCCCACUUUAAAGGCAAAAGAUGUUAGGUUUUUGUAAAUUCAGUGCCAACACAUAUUAAGUCGGGGAAGGAGUUUAUCCAA